Boeremia exigua is the source of this 1975-nucleotide messenger RNA. Its product is annotated as 3-phytase B precursor. Gene Ontology annotation, molecular function: acid phosphatase activity. The record is from RefSeq and is a predicted model, not a curated record. Lineage: Eukaryota; Fungi; Ascomycota; Dothideomycetes; Pleosporales; Didymellaceae. The transcript has 2 exons. The coding region runs from base 247 to 1830 and encodes 527 amino acids. Gene Ontology annotation, cellular component: fungal-type cell wall.
CACAAAUCGGGCCCUAAACAUCAACGUCGUGCGACAUGUAUCGUGAAGGGAUCUGACGAUAGAUACUCGUCCGUAUCUCAUGUGAAGUGUAAGUUACCAACAUUUGCUUGGCAAGUCCUGAUGAAGCCGAGAUGGAAGUGGCAGGCCUCACCGCCUUCUUGUUUUCGCCCAAACGUCCUUCGACCAUGCACUUUGUAACAUCUCAACUCUUCGACAGCGGCGCGAAUCCAGCCCGUCUGCGCGAAAAUGAGAGUAGCUGACCAGAUAUUAUUCUUUCUUGGGACUGUAGCGACCGUACUGUCGCUCUACUACGGCUACACCAAGCAAUGCACCGCGCCUAAUGCCCAACAAGGUCACACCGGAUACUUCGAAUAUGAAUGUGCAGGCAAACCUCACCACUCGAGCUGGACCAGCUGGUGGCAUCCUCAACGCAGCGAAGGUAGUAUCUCCGAGCGAAACCAGGGCGCAGGCACUACAACCAAAGACUGGAACAUCCUCUACCAUCUCGGCGGCAACGGCCCCUGGGUAGAAAAGCUCAUCGACCUCGCCGAACCUAGUAUUGCAGUUCCUCCUGGCUGCCAAGUCUCGCAAGUCCACAUGAUGUCCCGCCACGCAGAACGCUACCCCACGAAGACCGCUGGACGCAACCAACGCGCCGUCGUCGACAAAAUGAGAAACAGCAACAUAUCCUUCACCGGCGCUCUUGCCUUCUUCGACUCCUGGAAACUAUUCUGGGCGAACGAUACCAGCCUCGAGCACCUCACCACCACGGGCCCGUUCGCAGGCCGUCUCGGCGCGUUCACCACCGGCGUGCGCCUGCGCACGCGCUACUCCUCGCUCCUCUCGCGCGCGCUUGCCCAAAACGCAACGAACUACUGGGCCAGCGACUCACCCCGCGUUAUCGACACCGCGCGCUACUUCGCUGCCGGCUUCUACGGGCUCGACGCGCGCCCGCACCUACACGUGAUCCCAGAGACGCCGGAUCGCGGCGCCGACACGCUGACGCCGGGCCGCACGUGCCCCCGGAAUCUCGCUGAUAAGCAGGAAGGGAAGGCGAAGGGGUACCGGCUCAUGGCCGAGUACCAGCAGACCUACCUACCGCCCAUUGCCGCGCGCCUGUCCUCCCAACACGGUCUGGAUCUCUCAAGCAAGGAUGUGUGGGCGAUGCAAGAACUGUGCGGAUUUGAGACGACGGUACGCGGGGGGAGCGAGUGGUGUGAGGUGUUUACGCAAGAAGAGUUCUUGGCGUUCGAGUAUGCGAGAGACCUGCUGCAUUUUUAUCGUGCGGGGCCGGGACAGCGAUACGCCGCAUCCAUGGGGUCGUUGUGGGUUGAUGCUACGGCAGAGUUGAUGCGGCGAGGGCAGGGAGCUGGGGCGCUGUUUUUCAGUUUUGUCCACGAUGGCGACAUAGCCCCCAUGAUCACCGCGCUCGACGUCAUCAACGACGACGAACUUUUGCCCACGACACACAUCAAUCACAAUCGCAAAUGGCGCAAGUCACAGGUCUCGCCCAUGGGCGGGCGGGUGAUCUUAGAGGUUCUGGAGUGUGGGGAUACUGCCAUCAACCUAGACAACGGCGAGAGGCGAGAUGCAGAUUCAAGAGAUGAACAGUCGACGCUAAACAAGUUUGUGCGUCUUAACAUAAACGACGGCAUAACGGCCUUCCCCGACUGCCGCUCAGGGCCGGGCUCAUCCUGCCCGCUGGCGCAGUUCCUUGCACGCACGAAUAGGAAGAGUAGGGAAGCGGGCAGGUUUGCGGAGAUCUGCGAGAUGGCUGAGGGGUCUGGGGAGGUGAAUGGGGAGGGCGGCAUCACAUUUCUGCAUCAGUAAGGGUAUCAAGGCAGCGAGUAAGAAAAAGCAAAAGCGAAGAGGAGUUGUAGUGUAGUAGAUUCGAGAAGUUCUUUGCUGGGGUGUUUAGGAAUCAGUACAUUAGCAAGUGCCCUCCAAAAAAUCUACAUCAGUACAAAUCACUACA